This is a messenger RNA of Volvox carteri f. nagariensis, 933 nucleotides long. RefSeq lists its product as uncharacterized. NCBI's taxonomy places the organism in Eukaryota, Viridiplantae, Chlorophyta, Chlorophyceae, Chlamydomonadales, Volvocaceae. The transcript is spliced from 5 exons. The record is from RefSeq and is a predicted model, not a curated record. Bases 1 to 933 code for a protein of 310 amino acids.
AUGCCCAUCUCUAUAAGCGGCUGCUUCUUCGGGCCCUGCGCCUGCGCGUUCGCUUGCGGGACAAUGCUUCAAGACCCGCGGCCUUAUUUAGAAGACUUCCAGGUCGUGGCGGAGACCACCCGCGCAGCCGUCCAGCAGGUGUCGGCCUCGGCCCCUGCGGUAGCGCACGGCGCGGUCCGCGCGUCGCGGCUGGGCGCCAAAGCCGCCCGCCGGACCCGCUGGCUGUGGAAACCGACUCUAUGGGUUAUGAAGCCGCUGCAGCACGCUGCGGCACGGCGGCUGCUCGGAGAGCCGGAACAGGGCGGCUCUGACGCAGCGAGUACUACAACCGCUGGCGGUGGCGGCCUAGGCGGCAGCCCCGUGGUGCUUGCUGCGGAGGGACUGGCUCAAGCGGUGCAACCGCUGCUGACGUCACACCAUGGGUCGGUGGCGCUAGGGGGUGGUACCGGCAGCAGCAGCAACAACAACGGCGGCUGUGGCGGGCCGCCUGGCACAGAACACCGAAACCGGCGGGGCUAUCGCAGCGACCCGGACGAGCCCCAGCCGGUGCUGAAGACGCCAUCGACCUUGGCGCCAGCGGGAGCUCCGGAUGCAGCUGAAAUGGGCGGUGGAGGCGGAGGAGGGGGUGGCGCCAUCGCCGCCGCCGCCGCGGGCACCGCAGCGGCGCUGUCCAGCGGCGUCAAGCGCGCGGUGAAGGCAGGGGUGCAUGCGGGUCAGAGCCUGAGGCAGCAGCUGCGACCGGGCUGGGAUGAGCGCCGGGGGCAUGGAGAGGGUGAGAGAGACUUGGAGCAGGGGAUUGGGAGCUGCGGCGACGGCGGCGGCGAGGGGACGGGUGGGGCCAUGGCGGCCCGUGGGCCCGUGUUCGAGGGGCUCAGGCGGGAGGUGGCAAUUGGCGGUGCAGCGUUGUCCCUGGCGUUCGCACCCGGCUGGUAG